This is a messenger RNA of Monodelphis domestica (gray short-tailed opossum), 3961 nucleotides long. It is a transcript of the gene RNF103, whose product is annotated as ring finger protein 103. Lineage: Eukaryota; Metazoa; Chordata; Mammalia; Didelphimorphia; Didelphidae. Gene Ontology annotation, cellular component: endoplasmic reticulum. Gene Ontology annotation, biological process: protein ubiquitination; ERAD pathway. Gene Ontology annotation, molecular function: ubiquitin-protein transferase activity. The record is from RefSeq and is a predicted model, not a curated record.
GCUGACGUCAGUUGUUAUGUCUCGGGCUCGGCCGCGGCCGCAGCUGAUCCGCCUCUGGUUAGAGGCGGCGUCGUCGUCUCCGGUUCCGUCUCAGUCUCCGUCUCCUAGCUGUGAUCGCCUCUCGGCGCUCGGGGUCCCGGGGCAGCGGGGAAUCCCGGACCGGGAGUGCGUAGGCCAGGCUCUGCGCGGGGAGCCCACCCUCCCGCGCCGUGACUAGUCCCGGGCCCGGCGGCGUGGGCCCCUUGCGGCUCGUCCUUCCCGCGCCGCCGCCAGGCCGGGGCCCGGGCCGGGGCCAGCGCGCCCUGGAGCCGCCGGUCGCUUGCGGGAGACGCGGCGUACGUGCCCGCUGUGGCCUGGCGGCCCGGCCCCAGCCUGCGCCCGCGCCUGCGGCAGCGACAGCAACAGCGGACGGGUCCACCCUCGCCUUUCUGGGCAGCGCGGCCCGGCGGGCGGAGGCCUCGGGGAGUGACUGAGCCCCGGGCCCGCGGCGCUCCCAGCAGCUCCUGGGCCCCCUCCUGCUUGUGCCCCUUUGCCCCUUCCUUCUGCCUCCUCGUUUGUGCCCCUUUCUCUAGCCCCCGUGUCCCCUUGCCUUCUCACUCAGCCUUCCGUUUGUACCCCUUCCUCUAGUCACCCCCCCCCGUGCCCUUCUGCCCCUCUAUAUCCCCUCUUGUGCCCCCUGCCCUCUCUAAUGUCCUCGUUUGUGCCCCUUCCUAGCUAGAGUCCCCCUCUGCCUCUUCCUUCAGAAGCCUCCUCGUCUGUGCCCCUUCCUCUAGCUCCCCUGUGCCCCACUGCCCUCUCCUUCAGCCUCUUGUCUUCUGCCCAUUCCUAUAGCUAACCCCCCCCCCCCAGCCUUGUCUCCGCCUGUCUCCUCUUCGGGCCACCCCGCUCUCCCUGGUCUCUUCCUCUAGCCCCACUUAAGUCCCCCGGAGCUGCCCCCGAGCUCGGGCCUUGUCCUCCUUCUGCUGCCCCCCAGCCUCCCCACUUUGUUUUUUUCUCCCCGAGGCGCGCCCCCUUGCUGGGAGCCUUCCCCUCUCUGGACCUGACCUUGGCCCCCACGCUUAAUUGAUGGGGGCCUCCCCUAGUUCCUGGUCUCCACGUUUCGGCCUGUCCCCGGUGGUCGCCGGCGCAGCCCCUUGGGCGGGCCCCUUCUGAGAGACCCCAGCCAAGUCUGUAACCGCACCUGCCCGGCCUCCUCUCCGGCCCGCGGCCGCCACCAUGACUCCUGAAUGACCGGGGGAUGCCGGCCUCGUCCUUGGGCUCCUGCAGCGCGCUCCUUCUGGCCCUGAAGCUGCGCCUUCUCCUUCGCCCCCCCCUCCUUCUGCCUGUCUGCUCGUCCCGCCUUCUCCCCGAAAGGCCGGGGAAGCCAAGAUGUGGCUCAAGCUUUUCUUCUUGCUGCUCUAUUUCCUGGUCCUCUUCGUGCUGGCCAGGUUUUUCGAGGCCAUUGUCUGGUAUGAGACGGGCAUCUUGGCCACCCAGCUGGUGGACCCGGUGGCGCUGAGUUUUAAAAAGCUCAAGACCAUUUUGGAGUGUCGGGGCUUGGGCUACUCCGGACUACCCGAGAAGAAGGAUGUCCGAGAGCUGGUGGAAAAAUCCGGAGACCUGAUGGAGGGUGAGCUUUAUUCUGCCCUUAAGGAAGAAGAAGCCUCCGAGUCUGCUUCUAGCACCAACUUCAGUGGUGAAAUGCACUUUUAUGAGCUCGUGGAAGACACCAAAGAUGGCAUUUGGCUGGUUCAGGUCAUAGCGAGUGACAGAAGCCCUCUCGUGGGGAAAGUCCACUGGGAGAAAAUGGUGAAAAAGGUGUCCAGAUUUGGAAUACGCACCGGAACCUUUAACUGUUCAAGUGAUCCCAGAUAUUGCCGGAGGCGAGGUUGGAUACGCUCGACCCUCAUUAUGUCUGUGCCUCAAACCAGCACUUCCAAAGGAAAGGUGAUGCUCAAAGAAUACAGCGGGCACAAGAUGGAGGCCGAACAUAUCUUUAAGUGGAUCACCGCCCACGCCGCUUCCCGCAUCAAGACCAUUUACAGCGCGGGGCGCCUGAAAGAGGAAUGGGACAAGAGUGACCAGUACUGGGUGAAGGUCUACCUGUUCGCCAGUCUGGACCAGCCCCCCGCCUUCUUCUCGGCGCUCAGCAUCAAGUUUACGGGAAGAGUAGAGUUUGUCUUUGUCAACGUGGAGAACUGGCCCAACCAGAGUUCUAUGAGCGACAUCGGCGUCUACGGUAUGCCGUCGUACAUCCUGAGGACUCCUGAGGGGAUCUACAGAUACGGAAACAACACGGGGGAGUUUCUGUCCCUCCGGGCCAUGGAUGCCUUUUUGCGCUCCUUACAGCCAGAGGUCAAUGACUUAUUCGUGUUGAGCCUGGUGCUGGUCAACCUCAUGGCCUGGAUGGACCUGUUCAUCACGCAGGGCGCCACCAUAAAGCGCUUCGUGGUCCUCAUAAGCACCCUGGGGACGUAUAACUCCCUCCUCAUCAUCUCCUGGCUGCCCGUGCUGGGCUUCCUGCAGCUCCCUUACCUGGACAGCUUCUAUGAGUAUAGCCUGAAGCUGUUACGCUACUCCAACACCACGACGCUGGCCUCGUGGGUCCGGGCGGACUGGAUGUUCUACUCUUCCCACCCUGCCCUGUUCCUCAGUACGUACCUUGGACACGGCUUGCUCAUCGACUACUUCGAGAAGAAGAGGCGCCGCCACCACAACGCCGACGAAGUGAACGCCAACAACCUGGAGUGGCUGUCGAGCCUGUGGGACUGGUACACCAGCUACCUCUUCCACCCCAUCGCCUCCUUCCAGAACUUCCCCGCCGACUCCGACUGGGACGAAGACCCCGACCUGUUCCUCGAGCGCUUGGCCUUCCCGGACCUGUGGCUGCACCCUCUCAUCCCGACAGAUUACAUUAGAAACUUACCCGUGUGGCGCUUCCGACGUCUCGGAGCCCCCUCUGACGAGGACGCGUCGGAGGGGUCCCCGGAGCCUGAGAAUGACUCGGACGACAGCGAGAAUGGCGACGCUGUGCCCCGGGACACGGCCCGGCCCCCUCCGCGAGGAGGGACCCGCGAGAGCGCCGCCUGCGCCUGUGCCCACAGAUACGGUCAGGCCGGUCCCCACGCGAGGGGCUGCGGCUCUCCCGGGCCCUACGACCCAGGGGACGACGGGGAGCCCGACUGGCUGGCCUGGCCUGCGGACAUGCUGCACUGCACCGAGUGUGUGGUGUGCCUAGAGAACUUCGAGCACGCGUGUGUGUUGACGGGUUUGCCCUGCGGCCACGUGUUCCAUCAGAAUUGCAUCAUCAUGUGGCUGGCCGGGGGCCGGCACUGCUGUCCGGUGUGCCGGUGGCCCUCGUACAAGAAAAAGCCCCCGUACGUCCAUCACCAGCCCUUGUCCAGCGACGUCCCCUCCUAACAGCGGCGCCGUCCCCCGGAAGCUCCCGCCCUCUGGCGGCCUGCCUUUUCGAUGUCAGUCCCAGUGUUUUUGUGGUUUGAAGUUUAGUUUAAUGUUAGUGCAGUGACCGGAAAUAGACAUUAUGCUAACGUUCAUGACAGAAUCCUUCGGUUGCCUUGUGUGUCCCAACUGAAUGCCUACUUAAUCGUACAAACUUUUCUUUACCACCUUGGAACUGCAGCAGCGGGUGUCUCUGGUAAGCACAAAAAGGUGAGACGGAAAUCCAGCCUGGCAAGAGUUGACAAGUUGGGGUUCAGCUUCUAAUGAAAUUGACAGUUGCUUCUCCUCAGUGUUUCCUCCCUUUUUACAGUCUCUCUGUUCAGCACCUUUGGUUGAAUAAUGUAUCUCUGAGACAUGAAAUUUAAAGAAAACCUAUGAAAUAAAUUAUUUUAAACCCAGAAGGCUGCAGACUUUCCAAAAUGAAAUCAUUUUUGAUAAAGUCAAUCCAUAUAGAUAGAGAUGUCUGAAUAUUUGAUUUAUCUGUAAAAACUAAUAAAAUAUAAUUUUGGUCUCUUUUACAAAA